AUGGCUUCAGGCAACUCUUCAUACCUCAUUAUUGGCGCUGGUGUUUUUGGUGUGUCAACUGCCUAUCACCUCAUCCAAAAAUAUCCCAAUGCGUCGGUAACGCUGGUUGACCGCGAUGCAUACGAUGCCGAGUCCCGCGUGGCAGCAUCAUGGGAUUGGAAUAAAGUUGUUCGCGCCGAUUACGACGACAAAAUUUACUGCAGACUAGCUCUUGAGGCUCAAGAUAUUUUCAAGUCCGAUCCGCUCUGGCAGCCAUAUUUCCACCAGACUGGGGUAUACUGGACAUGUCGAAGCGACUAUGCGCAAAACGUCAUCACCCAUCACAAGGAGCUUGGUCGUCAUAACGAUAUUAUUGCCCUACCUGUUGCAGAGGCCCGGAAGCUUUACGGCGGAAUCUUUGACAAUGCUGACUACACCGGCGUCAAAGAGGUUCUCGUGAACAGAGCGAGUGGCUGGGCUGCCGCUGGGGAUGCUCUUCGAGCAGUCACGAAAAAGUGCCUGGAAUUGGGUGUCAAGUACGUGACAGCUGAUGUCACAACUUUGGAAUUCGAUGGCCGCGGCUCUUGUACUGGUGUCCAGAUCAAGUCCGGGAAGACCCUGUCGGCCACACAUGUGAUCGUUGCAGCUGGAGCUUUCACACCCACAUUGCUAGAAUGGAGUGCUGCAAAGAGUGGCAAUCCCGGCCUUAAGGCUGGAGAGAGGAUUCUGGCUGCUGGCAUUACUACUGGAAUGGCACAGCUCAGCAAGGAGCAGCUGAAGAAGUAUAAGGAUAUGCCUGUCGGCUUCCAGGGUUAUACUCCCGAAGAGGGCAAGCCUUUUAUCGGUAGUAUUCCCCCUACGAAGGAUGGAGAGCUCAAGUGGUGGGGAUCGAAGAUUUUCACAAACACUCGCGAGGUUUUGCCUGGCAGCUAUAUCUCUUCUCCACCCCCCACACACGAUUAUAACCAGUGGAAGGUUCCUGGACCUCUCAAGCAAGAUAUUGUCGAGUCUAGGAAUCUGUGGUAUGGACCCGAGAGUGCAGAUUGGGAGAUGACGAAACACCGGAUUUGCUGGGACGCUUUUACUACAACCUCUGAUUUCAUUAUUUCUCCCCACUCCGCCUCCAAGGGACUCUAUGUCGCAACCUGUGGUUCAUUCCACGGCUUCAAGUUCUUCCCUGUGCUUGGCAAGUAUAUCGCACAAAUGCUUGAGGGCGAGCUGGCGCCCGAAUUGGCAGAGAAAUGGGCUUGGGAUCGACAGCGCCCUGACUCGUCUCAAAAUGUGGAAUACCCCAACUCUGAGAUGAAGCACCUCUUGUCACCUGCGGCAAAGCUUUGA
Penicillium paradoxum is the source of this 1317-nucleotide messenger RNA. Its product is annotated as NAD(P)/FAD-dependent oxidoreductase. Gene Ontology annotation, molecular function: sarcosine oxidase activity; flavin adenine dinucleotide binding; saccharopine oxidase activity. The coding region runs from base 1 to 1317 and encodes 438 amino acids. The record is from RefSeq and is a predicted model, not a curated record. Lineage: Eukaryota; Fungi; Ascomycota; Eurotiomycetes; Eurotiales; Aspergillaceae. The transcript is spliced from 3 exons.